GAAAUGAUGUGCAUGCGGUGAUGGGAUGAAAGGGUGAAUUUUCAGCAUGAAGGACAGUACGGUGAGAGGGCAUGCCGAGAAGAGGCAUACCAGACCUGUAGCGUACCCAUAUAAGCGCGUUGAUCCCGGAAAUCGGUCGGGAAAGUCGGCCUCCAUCUUUGAAUACAAGACCCAGUCCCAGUCGGACCGGUCUACAGAUCUCGUGAACGCUGAUUGCACCAAUCAUGGUUACCACCUCACUGAUGCUCUGGGAGAAGGGGCGUACGCCAAGGUCAAGAAGGCCGAGGUCAUGCCAAGCAAACUGGCCAGAAACCAGACCAUGGCAGACAUCGCGGGGGAGUCGGGGAAAAUGGACGUGGCGAUAAAGAUUAUUGACAAAAAGCAGGUACCGAAAGACUUCCUGUUAAAGUUCAUGCCUCGUGAGUUGUCCAACCAUUUGAAGAACCCGCCUCACCCACACAUUGUUCGGUUGUUUGAGCAGUUCUCCACUCAGGACCACGUGUAUAUGGUAAUGGACUAUUGCUCAAACGGGGAUCUCCUUGACCUUAUAAACAAACACAUUGGGGAGAACCAGAAAGGGAUCGGAGAGGACCCCGCUCGAAAAAUAUUCUCACAGAUCUGUAGUGCCGUACAACAUCUUCAUAGCAAUCUCAUUGUUCACAGAGAUUUGAAAUGUGAAAACAUUUUACUGGAUAAAAACUUGGAUUGCAAGGUAACGGAUUUCGGCUUUUCCUGUCAAGUCCGAAACGUCGACACCCAUCUAAAGACUUCCUGUGGUUCUUACGCAUACACUGCACCGGAAGUGAUUCGUGGGAAAUCUUACGAUGGUUUCCGGUCUGACAUAUGGAGUCUAGGGAUUAUCUUGUUCGCGAUGGUGAAUGGUCGUCUGCCAUUUAAUGACAAUCAGCUGAUGGAGAUGGAGGAGGAGAUGAAGAUGCAGAGGCUGAGGUUUGAGAGGAACGUGUCGUUUGAUUGUAUGGUUCUGAUACGAAAGUUACUCCAGUAUCAUCCAUCCAUGAGACCGCCUCUGGAUGACGUCAUAGAUGACCCGUGGUUGACUGGAAAGAAACCGAUACCCCGCCAAGUGACCAGGCCUAAAUGGAUAAACCCAUACAAAUGUCAGAAGGAAGUCGCGCCAGAUAUCGACAAUCUACGUGUUGAACAAAUAAGCGUACCACGCCGAUCCAAACCCAUCUGUUUUAAGGCGUCACCAAAGAACGGUCACUCUGACCCGUCAACACGAACUGUAACCGUGAACAAAACGGCUGGUGAAACUGUGACAUUGAAAAGCAGAAGAAAUACCAGACCGAGUCCGAAAGUUCCACUAAGACCACACACAUGGCCAAAGGCGGAAAAGGACAAGAAAGAAAGUAGCCCAAGCACUCCGACGACUACUAAUCCCAACUUCCGAUACAUUGCCCAGCUGGUAAUGAUGAAUAAGGAUAACUUGGAACCUUCACCAACGCCGUGUACUGGCAAGGAAGGUGGUGUCUGCAAACAGAUGCCACUUUGGUUCAUGUAUAAUAAGCUUCUUCGGGACCAUUCUGAAACUAUCAACGCCUCUGGUGGCGAUUCUAAAUGUACCUCAGUGAAAAGUGGCAAACCAGAAACUUCCGGAAAAGCACGAACAGUCGGCAACAUCGAUAGUAAGGUUAAGCCGAAGUCAGACAGCAAAUGUUCAUCAUGUUCAGGAAGCAAUGGAAUGCUUACUACACAAAAGCCUCGUGCCGGUUCAACAGGUGCAAAGUCGGAAAAUACCGAAAACAAAUCACGUGGGUUCCCAUACAGGUUACGUGCCAAACGACCCGCCACAAACAAAAUGCGGAAUGGGACUACCAAAUACCCCGUAGAAGGAUCGAAAAAACAAAUGACACCAAAAUCUGCCAACGUCGUUCUUGGUAGAACGAAGGUGACAGUUACAUCGGCUAGUCCUGGAAUAUCUAAGUCAGCAGUUACAAGAUCGACCAAUACCAAGUCAUGCACUCCACGCGCAACAGAGGUUACACCACAAGGCGAGGGUUCCAGAAUCAAAGCCAAACCAAAGUUCAAGUUUGAAGACGAAACAUCGAAGAUGACAUCGCCAACCGAGCCACAACCGUUACCGCCACUGAUGGGCCAAACGGUCAAGCACCAUGUGACCGAAGUGUACAGGCCGUACCAUGGUAACCGGCGCAUGCCUUUCUGUCCCCGAAUGAAGAAACAUCGCCAAAGGGUCAUCGUCCAUUCUUGUACCUAAUGGAUGGUGUUGUUCCAACUUCCUUCAGUUAAAUUUUAAGAGAAACCAAAAUGUUCACUCAUUAUUAUUAAUUCCGUCUGAGUUAUGGUUGUUCACAGAGAAGAUAUUUAAACUGAUUAAAUUGUUCUAAUCUUC
This is a messenger RNA of Pecten maximus, 2371 nucleotides long. RefSeq names its product serine/threonine-protein kinase MARK2-like. Gene Ontology annotation, molecular function: protein serine/threonine kinase activity; ATP binding. The coding region runs from base 47 to 2236 and encodes 729 amino acids. The transcript is spliced from 12 exons. Lineage: Eukaryota; Metazoa; Mollusca; Bivalvia; Pectinida; Pectinidae. The record is from RefSeq and is a predicted model, not a curated record. Gene Ontology annotation, biological process: intracellular signal transduction; protein phosphorylation. Gene Ontology annotation, cellular component: cytoplasm.